Rhineura floridana is the source of this 3517-nucleotide messenger RNA. RefSeq names its product sarcosine dehydrogenase (gene SARDH). Bases 89 to 2830 code for a protein of 913 amino acids. The transcript is spliced from 21 exons. Gene Ontology annotation, cellular component: mitochondrion. NCBI's taxonomy places the organism in Eukaryota, Metazoa, Chordata, Lepidosauria, Squamata, Rhineuridae. Gene Ontology annotation, molecular function: oxidoreductase activity; protein binding. The record is from RefSeq and is a predicted model, not a curated record.
UGGGUCCAGUUGGCAAAGUUGCCCCGCUUGUUUGGGGGUGGGAAAGGCUGGUGCUGUUGAAAGAGCUCAGAAAGCCGCAAAGGUCACCAUGGCCAACUUGAGACAGGUAUUCCGAAUAGCCUCUUCCAUCCAUCCUCCACAUCCCCAGCAGUGUGUCCGGCUCUUCAGCAACGGGACAGGCCAACUGGCCGAAAAGAGCGUGCCCUACCAGAAAACCUUGAAGGAAGAGACCCCACGAGGGCAAGGCCCCAGCAAACCCCUCCCAGAGUCUGCCGAUGUGGUGGUGGUUGGGGGAGGCAGUUUAGGGUGCCAAACCACUUACCACCUUGCCAAGAUGGGGGUGACCAAUGUUGUCUUACUGGAGAGGGACCGCUUGACCUCAGGGACCACCUGGCAUACUGCAGGGCUCUUGUGGCAGUUGCGCCCCAGCGAUGUGGAGGUUGAGCUGUUGGCUCGCACCCGUGACGUGGUAAGCCAUGACCUGGAACAGGAGACAGGGCUCCACACAGGAUGGAUUCAAAAUGGAGGCCUCUUCAUUGCCUCAAACAAGCAGCGAUUGGACGAGUAUAAAAGGCUCAUGUCUCUAGGCAAGGUUUAUGGCAUCGAAUCGUAUGUUCUGACACCUGGGGAAACGAAAGACUUGUAUCCCUUGAUGAACGUGGGUGAUCUCUACGGCACACUCUACGUCCCCAAGGAUGGCACGAUGGAUCCCGCUGGGACCUGCACAACCCUGGCCCGGGCAGCCACUGCUCGGGGAGCUCUGGUGAUCGAGAACUGCCCCGUGACGGGCGUAGAGGUAAGGACAGACGACCUGGGAGUCCGACGGGUGGCGGCUGUGGUGACAGACCACGGAACCGUCCAGACUUCCUGCUUGGUGAACUGCAUGGGUGUAUGGGCCCAAUCCCUGGGGAAGAUGGCCGGUGUUAAUGUGCCCCUAGUGGCUAUGCAUCAUGCGUAUGUAGUCACAGAGCGGAUAGAAGGGAUCCAGAACAUGCCAAAUGUUCGAGAUCACGACGCAUCUGUGUAUCUGCGUCUCCAAGGUGAUGCUCUUUCCGUGGGCGGAUAUGAGUCAAAUCCCAUCUUCUGGGAAGAGGUCCUGGACAACUUUGCCUUUGGCCUCUUUGAUCUGGAUUGGGAUGUGUUUACGCAGCACAUUGAAGGUGCCAUCAACCGAGUCCCGGUGCUGGAGAAAACAGGCAUUAAAUCCACAGUCUGUGGCCCAGAGUCAUUUACUGCUGACCACAAGCCUCUCAUGGGGGAAGCACCAGAGGUCCGAGGCUUUUUCCUGGGUUGUGGUUUCAAUAGUGCUGGAAUGAUGCUUGGAGGUGGCUGUGGGGAGGAGUUGGCCCACUGGAUUAUCCAUGGUCAUCCUGAGAAGGACAUGUACGGUUAUGAUAUUAGGAGGUUUCACCAUUCCCUUACACGCAACAACUGCUGGAUCCGGGAACGGAGUCAUGAGUCGUAUGCAAAAAACUACUCUGUUGUCUUCCCACAUGAUGAGCCUCUCGCUGGGCGCAAUAUGAGGAAGGACCCCCUCUAUGAGGAACUUCUGCAACAAGGUUGUGUCUUCCAAGAGAGACAUGGUUGGGAGCGGCCGGGCUGGUUUAAUCCUCAGGGUGAGGCACCAGUUUUGGAUUAUGAUUAUUAUGGUGCAUAUGGCCAACCCCCCCAUGAAGACUAUGCCUAUAAGCGAUUGCUGUCGGAUGAAUACACAUUUGACUUCCCACCUCAUCACAACAUUAUCAGGAAGGAAUGCUUAACCUGUCGAAAUGCCCUUGCCAUGUUUGACAUGUCUUACUUUGGCAAAUUCUACCUUGUCGGCCCCGAGGCCAAGAAGGCGGCUGACUGGCUGUUUACGGCUGAUGUUAGCAAGCCUCCAGGGACAACUGUCUACACUUGCAUGCUGAAUAAGCGCGGGGGAGUUGAAAGCGAUCUGACGGUCAGUCCGAUUGACCCCGGCACCCAGGACUGUACACUGGCUCCUGCAUUUGAGGGGGACGGCUACUACCUCGCUAUUGGGGGUGCUGUGGCACAGCACAACUGGACUCACAUCACUACGGUUCUGCAGGACAAGAGGUUCCAGUGCCGGUUGAUUGACCAGUCGGAACAGCUGGGAAUGAUCAGCAUUCAGGGACCGUCCAGCCGCACCGUCUUGCAGGAAGUGCUGGAGACAGAUCUCAGCAACGAAGCGUUUCCCUUCUCGUUGCACAAGCUGGUGAAGGCUGCGGGUUGCAUGGUCCGUGCCAUGCGGCUGUCAUUUGUGGGCGAGAUGGGCUGGGAGCUUCAUGUGCCCAAGGAACACUGUGUGAAGGUCUACCAGUCGGUCAUGAAGGCUGGUGCCCGGCACGGCAUCGCCAAUGCUGGCUACCGAGCCAUCGACUCUCUCAGCAUUGAAAAAGGUUACAGACACUGGCAUGCAGACCUUCGUCCUGAUGACACUCCCUUAGAAGCUGGCCUGGCCUUCACGUGCAAACUCAAAACUGGCAUCCCUUUCCUUGGACGGGAAGCCAUUGAGGCCCAGAGAGCAGCUGGAAUAUUCCGCCGUCUGGUCUGCUUCACCAUUGACGAAAAAGCCCCCAUGUUUGGGCUGGAGGCCAUCUGGAGAAAUGGCAAAGCUGUUGGGCACAUCCGCAGGGCAGAGUUUGGACAUGCUAUCAACAAGACAAUUGCAUAUGGUUACAUCCGGGAUCCUGAUGGAGGACCGGUCUCCCUGGAGUUUGUGAAAAGUGGAGAAUACACCUUGGAAAGGAUGGGGAUCCCUUACUCAGCCACCGCCCACACGAAGUCACCCUUUGACCCAGAGAACAAGAGAGUGAAGGGGAUCUACUGAUGGAGAAAAAAAGGACUGAACUAUGGGAGGCAGCUGGUUAGACCGCAACAACGAACACAGGAGAACCCAAUGGAACCAGUGGAUGACCGCCACAGGGUGUUGGCGAGUGGCCCAUUUCCACAGUAGCUGGGACCUAAAGGAUGACAGAUGAGCCCUGCUGUAUCAGAGCAAUGUGGUAGUCUUCAGUGGAGACUGGAGGCCCUGAUGUCAGUCGGGCUUUCAAGGAGCUGUCCAAGGUGCUGAAAGCACGUUGGACAGCUCCUUGCAAUGGAUGACUGCACACAAAUGGUACCUAAUGCCCAAUUUCAUUCCCGCCCCCCGCAACUUGGCAUUCUGUAAUAAAGACUUUCACCCUAUCCAAGACAGCAGGUCUCAGUCCCAGCAUAACUUUAAACCGAUUAGCCGUGGAAUCCUAACCGUGUCUCCUCUGCCUGUGGGCUUCCCAUAACAAGCAUCUGCUGUAGCCUGCUGCAAGAACACGCAGAAGCGAGUCCUACUGCAUUCAGUGGGGUUUACUCCCAGGUUAGGAGCGCAGCUGGGGUGAUGAGCUCUGCUGACGAACACAAACAAACACAAAGAUGGUGUUUUGGAAGAGGCAUUACCUGCCUUAAAACCGUGGCACCCCUUUUGCAGAUUCCAUUUCUGGGGCCUGUCCUGCUCUUUGAAUAAACCAAUUAAUCCCCAUAA